CUGUGCUCCGCCUCUCCUGCGUGAUUGACAGUUGCGGCUGCCCCGGGGCUUUGGUGGGCAGCUGCGGGGAGGUUGGUCAGCGACAUCCAACGUGGUGUUAAUCCGCUUUGCCUUUAUCUAAUUCCCACCUGCCACAGACAGCAGCGACGUGUUUAGUUACUGCGGACGGGCCAAGCGGUGUAUCAGAGUUCCAUCACCCGAAUCUGCUCUUAUCCUGAAUUUUCAACUGUUCCCCAGCUUUGCAAUCCGGAGUACAGAGUAUCUGAUCCAUGCCAAUCAUGAUGCCCAUCUGAGCUGUAACUAGAGUGAUGUGGAAACCUUUUGAUUAAAGGCCAACGUAACUGAUCGGUCAAAUGAAGCUUGAUUUCCUGGCAGUUGGGCACUGGGAUCUUAGUUUCAUCCACCACACUGCUGACACUGUGCCUCUGGAGUGUGUAACGGUUCUUGUCAGGAACCAAGGCUGUGCUCAGACCCAACCCUGGCACAUGCUGAUAUUCAGGGAUGUUGUCAAGUUUCAAGAAUCAGGAUAUUACCCAUCGGCACCAAGAAGGAAAUGAAGGAACUGCCAACCAUACCCUAUAUAUCCUGAUUCUCUCAGCUGGUGAUUGAAAGCUAAUUGGCAAAGGCUCCCAGUGAAACCACGAAACAAAGACAAGGGUAUGCCAGUACCUCCACCACCACCUCCUCCUCCUCCUCCUCCUCCUCCUCCUCCAACUGGGGCUCCUUCGCUGCCGUCUUCACUUGCUCACGCAGAGCUUCCCAAAAAGCACAGGGAUGAAGCACGGGGGCGAUCCGCGUUGUUGGAAGAUAUCCACAAAGGAAUACAACUGAAAAAGGUGAAGCAGGUCAAUGACCGAAGUGGCCCAGUCAUCGACAAACCAAAGAGUAGAAAUGCUGCAGAGUCUGUAGGUGGAAUGGCAGCACCUAUGGGUGGCUUGUUUCAGGGAGGAUUUCCCGUUCUCAGACCUACUGGACAGAAGGAUGCUUCAGUUUCAGAGAGAGUUUCCAAGCCACCUGCUCCCCAUUUCGGAAUGAAAACACAAGCACCAAGAUACCCAGUCCAGAAUAACACUGGCAGGAAUGAGAGAAGCACAUCCAACCACUCAAACUAUCCAGAACCGACUGAUGUAUCUAAAGUUCAAAGGGCACUUCAAGGGCGACUUAACGUGCCCACUCUUGCACCUCCUCCCCUUCCUGUCAUGCCUCCAUGUCAAAGUAGAUCUCCACUGCCUUCUCCUCCUCCAGUACCCGCUCACUCAUUCAAUAAACCUGCAAAAACUGCAUUGCAAAGCCCUCUACCUCCUCCUCCACCUCCUCCACCUCAAAGUAAUAAACCAAUUAAAUUUCAAUACACACAAGCACCACCGUCACCUCCACUACCACCUCCUCCACCUUCCCACAACUUUGAAGACCAAACUUCAGAUUUCUUGUUCCCUGCCCCACCUCCUCCUAUAACUUGCACAGAAGACUGUACAGAUUUCCCUCCCCCUCCACCCCCACUACCACCAUCUUCUUCUAGUGUUCCCCAUGGACGAGCUGAAAGCCCUCUUCCUCCUCCACCUCCACCGCCUCCUUUAUUAAGCCAUCCAGAAGUUCCCCCACCUCUGCCUCCGAAAUUACCAAACUUUUCCAACAGGUCUCCUCUUCCUCCUUCACUGCCAGCAGCCCCUCCCUAUGGUCAUCCAGGCUCUGUCUCAUCUUCUGGCCAAGCAUCGUCCAUAAUCCAACCGUCUGCAAGGGAAGCCUCAUCUAGAUCUGCAGUGCACAAUGGAGGUGGAAAAUCAGCAUCGCCUCCUCUUCCACCAUCCAGGUCAUCCAGCACCGAGGUUACAACCAGAAACCAGCAUUCGCCCGGUGCUAUUCGGACACCUCUACCCCCACCCCCUCCACCCCCACCAUUACCAGUGAAAAAUCGGCAAGGGCUUGCCAGUGUGCCACCACCAGUGUACGCUGAUGACUUUGAGGCCAAGUAUAAUUUUCAUUCAGUUGAAGAUCUUCCACCCCCAGACGAAUACAAAUCAUUUCCCAGGAUAUAUCCCAGUAAACAGCCCAGAGCUAGCCAAAGAGGUCACCGGACUACAACUCCAUUAAGAUGAGUAUUUGAUUCUGGGUUCACCUCUAUCAUCAGCUUGAUGAUGAAAUGGAACAGCACUGGAGGAAGAGUUUUUACUUCCUUCUCACUUAGACUAAACUUUUCUCAGACGUUCAAAUGUUUCCCUCCUUAACAAAACGGCAAAGUUGUUAAUAUGGUCAAUUAACUUUAAUUCCUUAUUUUCCUGGCUUUGAGUUUUAUAACAAGUAAUUCCAAGAUAUAGUGCCUCUGUAAAUUUCAAUUCUGUCACAGCCAUGUGCUGUUACGAAAAGAUAACUUUGUAGCUUUUGUACCUUUAACUUCAAUAGCAGACUGGGAAAUCUGAACACUUGGUAUUGAAGAGAAGAAAAAAGUGGAAAAUUUAAAACGUUUCAAUGGAUAAAACAUUUUGCUCAUGUUACGCAUUAGGAGCAGGAUCAGGUUCUGCUCUGCCUUUCCAUUAUGGCUGAUUUAUUAUCCCUGUCAACCCCAUUCUCCUGCCUUUUCCCCAUAACCGUUGAUACCCUGUCUAACCCAGAGCCUAUAAUCUUUAAAUAUACCCAGUGACCUGGCCUCCACAGCUGAAUUCUACAGAUUCACCAAUCUCUUGCUACAGAAAUUUCUUCUCCUCUCUGUUCUAAAGGGACAUCCCUCUACUCCAAGGGAUCCCAACCUAGGUUCACAGACCCCUUGCUUAAUGAUAUUGGUCCAUAGCAUAAAACCCCAGCUCUAAUCUGUGGCUGUGCCUUCUGAUCCUAGACUCACCCACUAUAGGACACAUCCUCUCUAUCAUCCACUCCGUCUAGGCUUUUCAAUAUGUUUCAAUGAAAUCCUCCCCCCAUUCUUCUAAACUCCAGCGAGUACACACCCAGAGCCAUCACGUGCUCCUCGUAAGCUAACCCUUUCAUUCUCAGAAUAAUUCUUGUGAAGCUCCUUCUGAACCUCUCCAAUCCCAAUGCAUCUUUUCUUAGGUAAGGAGCCCAAAGCUCCAAGUGUGGUUUGGCACUAACACAUUGUUAGUAAUUAUGAUAAGAGCACUUAAAAAUAGUUUGGUCUCAGCCCAAGGUUAAACAAUCCUUUCUGUUUAAUUAAGUCAGGAUCACAAUUAUAAUUUAUCUGUAUGUGUUCUCUAAUGCUUUUAUUUUUCUUGUGUAUUUACAUUGCACAUUAAUGAUUGUCUGUCUACACUAGCAGACUACCAUUGUACCAUAAUUAAAUAUUAAAUGUCAAACUUCUGAUAUCUCAUUGUGAUCUGGUAAAGAGGAGUAAAAAUUAACUGAUGUCUUAUAAUCUUUGACUUUAAAUCAUUAAACGCUGAUCAUGGUA
Molecule: messenger RNA, 3397 nt
Organism: Hypanus sabinus (Atlantic stingray)
Lineage: Eukaryota; Metazoa; Chordata; Chondrichthyes; Myliobatiformes; Dasyatidae
Gene: wipf3
Product: WAS/WASL interacting protein family member 3
Exons: 11
Coding region: 660-2096 (478 amino acids)
Molecular function (GO): actin binding
Source: RefSeq, a predicted model, not a curated record